Messenger RNA from Mugil cephalus (flathead mullet), 3088 nucleotides. It is a transcript of the gene pgghg, whose product is annotated as protein-glucosylgalactosylhydroxylysine glucosidase. The transcript is spliced from 14 exons. Lineage: Eukaryota; Metazoa; Chordata; Actinopteri; Mugiliformes; Mugilidae. The record is from RefSeq and is a predicted model, not a curated record. The coding region runs from base 736 to 2829 and encodes 697 amino acids. Gene Ontology annotation, biological process: carbohydrate metabolic process. Gene Ontology annotation, molecular function: catalytic activity.
CGUAUCAUCAGCGUGAACAGUGUCAGUUUUUCUGUUUGCUGGUAGCCAGAUGUCCUCCAUCACUGGGGAGCUGGAGGGGAAAAAAAUCAAAAAAAAAAAAUAGCAGAGCAGCUGCAACACUGAAAUGCUCACCAUAAGCCUAACCGAGGAAACGGGGCAACGCAGAUGUAUUUACAGUGUGUUUGCGCUGUUACAUUAAUCUACUACUGCUCCCAGGCGGACCGUACAUCAUGUGUGGCUUCACUGACAUCGGUGUCGUUACAUAUGCUGGAGCGUUCAGACAUCUGGGUGAAGCUGCGUGUGUUUUUUGAGCUCCUGUGCGUUUUGCUCUGAAGCCUAGUUAACAAGACUCGUCCGUCUGUUUGUCUCAUCUGAGGGCAAAGAGAUGGACCACUGUCCUGCAGGGUAGAAGCACUGACAACAAGCUGAGCUCCUAAUAAGGAAGGGCAGGCUGGCUGAGGCGCUCUCUCUGUAAAUAUCCCUCAGGUCUGAGAAAGACAGAGGAAGGGAGCUGGGGAGGAAGAGGGAAGCGGAUGGAUUGCAGCCUUAUAUGGACAAAGCACUGCUUUUCCCAGGGUUUGUGGCUCUAACCCCGGCAUGAUGCCAGACGCCGCAUUAGCGGCUCCUUGGCGCCACCAAGAGGGACGACUAAUGUGUUGCUACAGUUGAGCUGCGGGCGAAGAAAACAGACUGGAAAGCUGAAGACCUGUUUUAAGUGAAGACCACCUCCUCGCCAUGUCCUGUGACACGGACCCUUACAUCUUCACCACCGACACUCUACCCACUGACCUCCGCUUCCUGCCUCCACUGGCAAAUGGGCUCCUGGGCUGGAGGGUGUACAACAACAUCAUGCACAUGGGUGGUGUUUAUAAUGGAGAGGGUGGACGUUGCCACAGAGCAGACGUCCCCUGUCCUCUGGCUGUUAAGAUUGAGACAGAUGAGCCUGCCCAGCACACCUACAGCUUGGACACAGGCACAGGCAUUUUUACCCACACUCUGAGCUCAGCCAGCGUAACAGCCUCACAGGUUUUGUAUUCCCACCGGUACCACUCCAACCUCAUGGUGAUGGAGAUUCUGCUGGUGCGUCAGGUGACGUCUCAGGAGCCAAUCACCAUCAAGCUGGUCAGCUCAUUCACACCUCAGAGCAAAGACAUUGUUUUCGAGUCUGGUCCUGAUUACAAGGGAGGAAGCCACAUCCAAGGACGGACCAACACAGCCGAGUUCCCUGGAGGUUCCUGUCCAGAGGUGCACCUCAUCUGGACCCAUGUCCUCCCCACUCUGACGCUGCUACCAGAGCAGAGCCAGGCUCGUUGGGGCUUCAUCCUGGUUGCGGCCAACAGCUUAGACUCUGCUAAGGCCGGAUAUGAUAAUGGCCUGAAUCUGAUGGCGACCGGCGACCUGCGUCCGUCUCAUGAGAAGGCCUGGAAAGAGCUGUGGCUGCAGAGCAAGGUGGAGGUGGUCGGCUUGGACAGCCUCAGCAGGGCUGUGAUCGGUUGCAUGUUCUACCUCCUCAGCGCCUUCCCGUCCAUACACGACACCUCCAACUCCUUCGGUGGAGUCAGUCCAGGCGGGCUCUCUAAUGGCGGGGCGGGUCAGGACUACUGGGGCCAUGUUUUCUGGGACCAGGACAUUUGGAUGUUUCCUGGGAUAGCCCUUUUCUACCCAAAGCUGGCCCGAGCUGUGCUGGAGUACAGGGUGGGGACUUUAGAUGGUGCUAAAGACAACGCCCAGAAGCAAGGCUACAAGGGUGUAAAGUUCCCAUGGGAGAGUGCUGUGUCAGGGAGAGAGGUGUGUCCACAGGAUAUUUAUGGACAACAAGAGAUUCACAUCAAUGGAGACGUCACGCUGGCCUUCCAACACUACCUCUACCUCACAGAGGAUCUGUCCAUGUUCAGAGAGGGACAGGGCAGUGAGGUGAUCUAUGGCGUGGCUGAUUAUUGGGUUUCCAGGGCAACGUGGCACCCUGACGAACAGAAAUACCACUUCCUAGGUGUCAUGCCUCCUGAUGAGUAUUACUACAAUGUCAACAACUCUGUGUUCACAAACACAGUGGCCAAAUUCAGUCUCCAGUUUGCAGUAGAGUUGGCUGAUCGCCUCCAGCACCCUGCACCAAAGGAAUGGGGCCAAGUGGCCGAACGCAUCAAGAUACCAUUCGAACAAGAGUCCCAGUAUCAUCCUGAGUUUGAUGGCUAUAUUAAAGGUCAUCCAGUGAAGCAGGCCGACACGGUGAUGUUGGGAUACCCUCUUGGGUUGCCAAUGUCCCCAGAGGUUAGGAGGAAUGACCUCGAAGCAUACGAGCCAGUAACAGACCCUAAUGGUCCAGCCAUGACAUGGGGUAUGUUUGCCAUCGGCUGGCUGGAGCUCGGGGAAGCUGAGAAAGCUCAAACUCUGCUUGAAAAAUGCUUCAAGAACAUCCAGGGACCGUUCCAGGUGUGGAGUGAAUCAUCGGACGGCUCUGGUGCGGUCAACUUCCUGACAGGCAUGGGUGGAUUCCUGCAGGCUGUGCUGUUUGGUUACACUGGAUUCAGAGUUCAAAAGGAUUGCCUGGCCUUUUCCCCACUUCUUCCUAAUGACAUUGGUGAGCUUUGUAUUCGUGGCGUGAACUACCUGGGCAGACAGAUGGACUGGCUGCUGAGGAAAGAAGAAGUUCAUAUCAUACUGAGGGAACAGACGGGAAGCGCUGGCAACACUUCGUCUUAUAAUCUACAAGUUGUUCUGAAGGCAUCAGGAACUAAAAUCCCUCUGACACCAGGGCAGCCUGUGACUUUUCCUCGAGAACCCGGGUGCAUUUGCAAACUGGAUUAUAUACCUGCCUGCUGGCCUUUUUGAAACAGGAGCAUCCAUUAUCCUACAAGAUCCACCUGCGGAGAAAUGUCGACAUGUUAAACAAGUUAUUUUAUAUCAAUGCUUUAUAUCAAUGCUACUCUUACAUUAUGUGUUACCAUUCCCUUGAAUAGAUACAGUAUGCGUGUAGUUCCUUUAAAAUGGCAUUAUUCAUUUUUGACUGUAGCUGUCUGUAGGUCACAAAUAUGGAUUUAGAAAAUGUUUGUUUUGGUUUAAUAAAAGCAAAAAUGCACUAAGAAACAAA